CAAAUCCCUAAAAAGAAUUCUCAUUCUCUGGUGUUGAGCGUAGUAAAUCUCUCACUCAAGAUUUAAGUUUAAAGAUGCUUCUAUAGCACUAGCGUCGGACCUCAGGUGGAUUUUUGGAAUGUGGAAAACCCUUUUGCCUCGAUAAGGUUUUGGUAAAAAUCAAGUUCCUCCUUCUUCAGCAUUAGCAGUCAAUCCAGAUUCCAGUCAUAAGCUGCCACUGACUUACACCGCCGUCUUGUCGAUCUGCCACCAUUAGUUCUCCUUCCGACUACCCAAAGAUUUGAUUGCAUAGUGCACGUGUUGCUGCUGGUCAACCAUCAGUCCAUCACAGGUUGCUGAUAAUGGCAAUUUGGAUAUAUACUCUUACCAGCACACUUUACCGGCCACUGCAUAAGAUAAAUCAUCGCUUGUGACUAAAGGCCGUUUUUAAAUUUGCCCCGGGAUAUUAGCAAUGGCAGACAUAAGUUUCCGAUCUCUGUUCAUAUUUUCAGCAAUAUUUCGCGUCUUUCUAAUCGUGUAUGGUGAGUGGCAAGAUGCUCAUAUGGAGGUCAGAUACACAGAUAUAGACUAUUUCGUCUUUUCUGAUGCUGCCACAUUAAUGACUUCUGGAAAAUCGCCUUACGAAAGAUCAACGUAUCGGUAUUCACCGCUUUUAGCUUUUCUUCUGAUGCCUAAUUCAUUUAUUCAUCGGUCGUGGGGGAAAUUCAUUUUUUCUGCAUCAGAUUUACUGGUGGGGUCGCUUAUACACAGAAUUCUGAAAUUACGAGGGGUACCUGAGAAACUACGCAUAUACUCGACAAUGGUAUGGCUUUUCAACCCAUUCACCAUCACAAUCGGAACACGUGGCAACUGUGAGCCCAUUGUUUGCUCCAUGAUUCUUUGGAUUUUACUAUGUCUUAUGAAAGACCAUUUUGUACAGGCUGCGUUUUGGUAUGGCCUCGUUGUUCACCUGAGAAUAUAUCCGAUAAUAUACGCACUUCCAAUAAUCUUACUUCUCGAUCCUCUCCAUUUUCAACCUGGCAAGAAACCCGCCCUUGUAGACUGGAGUUGCAGAACAUCAAAAAAAUCGUGGGACCCUAUCAACAAUAAAAUCACUCGUUCGCAAUACAUUUGGAAUUUCUUCGUAAAAUUGUUUUCUCGGAGAAGAGUAGUAUUUGCUACCAUAUCGGGGUCCACUUUCCUCGUAUUUACAGGACUGUGUUUCUUUUUAUACGGAUGGGAAUUCUUGCACGAGGCUUUGCUGUACCACCUCACACGCACGGACCCACGUCACAAUUUUUCCAUAUACUUCUACCACAUUUAUCUCCACUACGAACACGAGUUUUCCAUCCUUGAAAAGCUCGUCUCCUUUUUGCCUCAAUUUACCGUCCAGCUAGUGCUGAUUUACCGUUUCGCCCUCGACUUGCCGUUCUGUCUCUUUCUUCAGACACUUGCGUUUGUGGCGUUCAACAAGGUGAUAACGGCACAGUAUUUCGUGUGGUUCUUUUGUUUAUUGCCUCUAAUAUUACCGUGGAGCAAAAUGGAGCUCAAAUGGAAAGGCUUAGGUUGUAUUUCUUUGUGGAUCGGAGCUCAAACGCAUUGGUUGUUGUGGGGUUAUUUACUCGAGUUUCGAGGCAAGAACGUAUUCUUUCAACUAUGGAUGGCGAGUUUAUUUUUCUUGGCUGCUAAUACUUUUGUUAUUAUUAAUGUUAUUCGGAGCCAUUUAUAUUGUCCUCUAUUCGAAAAGUCGCAAUCUAACUCAGGUGAUGGUUUGAAAGACGAGUAACGUUAUCUGUCGAACUCAUUUUUUUCAUCGUCUGUUGAUAUUUAAUGGCGCAGGAAUUUUGUAGGAUGUUUUGUGGAAGUAUCAAUUGAUGGUUUACAUAAUUUUAUUUAUGAAUGUA
Molecule: messenger RNA, 1883 nt
Organism: Erythranthe guttata (spotted monkey flower)
Lineage: Eukaryota; Viridiplantae; Streptophyta; Magnoliopsida; Lamiales; Phrymaceae
Gene: PNT1
Product: mannosyltransferase family protein
Biological process (GO): GPI anchor biosynthetic process
Cellular component (GO): membrane; glycosylphosphatidylinositol-mannosyltransferase I complex
Molecular function (GO): alpha-1,4-mannosyltransferase activity; GPI mannosyltransferase activity
Source: RefSeq, a predicted model, not a curated record